This is a messenger RNA of Paramecium tetraurelia, 561 nucleotides long. RefSeq lists its product as uncharacterized. The transcript has 2 exons. The record is from RefSeq and is a predicted model, not a curated record. NCBI's taxonomy places the organism in Eukaryota, Ciliophora, Oligohymenophorea, Peniculida, Parameciidae.
AUGAAUUCGACAUCCGUAGGAACAAGAAUGUGGAGUAAUAGAAAAUCCAUGUCUAAUUUGACUAUUAAUAAACUGUUACUCCCUACCAAUUAAAAAAGUCGGGAAAAAAAUUGCAAUUCAAACAAUCAAUAAAUUUCUGAUUAACUAAUUGAAGAGAAUAUGUUUUUUCUUCCAAAGCGAACCUUGAGGAGAGUCAAACACUCAGACUAAAAUAUUUUAACUACAUCCGUAACAAGCAAAUCACUCUAAUCCUAAAUGAUUAAUAAAUACUUUCAAGAAAGUCUUCAAUUUCGCUAAUAAUAAUCUCGAAAAGAAAUAGUAAUUAAAGAAUUAGUGUCUCCAUCUAAACCAUUUAUCUUCAAAAGAAAAGAAACUGCUCUAAACACAGAACCUUGUUCAGAAAUAUAAUAGUAAAAAUUAAUGCCAUUGUUGAAAUCAUCCAUUAAUUAUGAUGAUUAAUAUAAGUUUACGUUCUAUAGUCCAAAAACUCAAGAUCAUAAACUUAGAUUACCAAAGGAAUUUCAGAUAUUACCUUGUAGUAAAAAGCGAUACUUCAUCUGA